Molecule: messenger RNA, 1872 nt
Organism: Trematosphaeria pertusa
Lineage: Eukaryota; Fungi; Ascomycota; Dothideomycetes; Pleosporales; Trematosphaeriaceae
Product: retrograde regulation protein 2
Exons: 5
Coding region: 327-1811 (494 amino acids)
Biological process (GO): transmembrane transport
Cellular component (GO): membrane
Molecular function (GO): transmembrane transporter activity
Source: RefSeq, a predicted model, not a curated record
CCCGUUUCGCUCCCUCGGGACAGUUCCCCAGCGGCUUGGUCACGCCUCGGCUGCCUUCUCCAGGGACGAUCCUUCCCCGAAAACGAACGAUGCCGGCACUGCAGGUUCUGCUGCCGGAUCGGAUAGCUGCAGUCAGACGUUGACCCCGGACUAUCCCCGCUUUUGGGCGCACUUGGCAGCCCGUCAGCCGUGUGCUGGGGAGAUAUCGCAGCUGGUGUUGGGGACGACAUGCACACUUGAUCAUCUCAUGCCCUCCAUCUCUUUUCCACACUCUUUCCACCCUGCUUCCAUCACCCCGAGAACCUGGUAACGGGGAACGCAACGCAAUGACCGAGCUCGACAACAAAGACGUGCUCUCCCUCGCGGACGAGAAGGAGCAGCAGGCCGUCACGCGGGAAUACCUGCAGCAAGACGAGUCGCCCGACGCGGUCGAGGCGCGCAAGAGAGAGGCGGCGCUCGUGCGCAAGCUGGACUGCUUCGUCGCGCCCGUGAUGAUGCUGCUCAUGCUGAUUUCGUACUUGGAUCGCGGGAACAUUGGGUUUGCGGCGACGCAGGGCAUGAUUGAGGAUAUUCACCUGAAGGGGAGUGAGCUGAAUACCGCGGUGUCUGUCUUCUAUAUUUUUUAUAUUCUGGCUGAGUUCCCGACUUCCAUUCUCGUAAAGCGCCUCCAGUUCAACCGUGUGAUCCCCGCCAUCACCUUCUGCUGGGGCCUGGUCUGCCUGUGCACCGGCUUCGUGCAGAACUUCGCCGGGCUCGUUACGACGCGUAUUUUCCUGGGCUUCUUCGAGGGCUGCUUAUUCCCGUCUAUGACGCUCUUCCUGUGUAACUGGUACACGCGCGAGGAGCUGGGCGUACGAGUAGCUUACCUGUUCAUUGCGAGCGCGCUGAGCGGGGCGUUUGGCGGGCUGAUUGCGCUGGGCGUGCUUUACAUGGACGGUGUCAGGGGCUGGGCAGGGUGGCGGUGGCUCUACGUGAUCGAAGGCAUCCUUACCAUCGUCUGGGCCUUCAUCUGCAUCUUCGUGGUGCCAAAGAACUACGAAACGGCGUACUUCCUCAACGACGAUGAGAAGAAAAUCAUGCGCCACCGCGCUGAACGCACGGAAGCGUACUCGGGCGGAAGCGGCCACUACAGCAAAGCCGACAUCAAGGAAGCUGCCAAAGACAUUAAGAGCUGGGUCCACGGCGUCAUUCAAAUCGCCGUCGUCACCAUCCUCUACGGUUUCGGAACUUUCUUGCCCAUUAUCAUCAAGUACGGGUUCCAGUACACCACGCAACAGGCCCAAUACCUCGUAGUCCCCGUGAACCUCUGGGGCGCAUUCGUCUACGCCGUAGGCGCCUACUUCUCCGACCGCUUCCAAACGCGCUUCCUGCCGCUCAUCCUCAUGGCGCCCAUCGGCAUCGCCGGCUACGCGAUCCUCCUCGCGCCCGUCUCAGCCGGCGUCUCCUACUUCGCGACCUACCUCAUCGCCACGGCCUGCUUCCUCUGCACCGGCAGCAACAUCACCUGGCUGUCCGUGAACUGCGCGCCGGACGGGAAGCGCGCGGCCUCGCUCGGCAUCCUGCUCACGCUGACUAACAUCGGCGGCGUGGUCAGCGGGCAGAUCUACCGCAGCGACGCGGCGCCGAAGUAUACGCUUGGCCAUGCGUGGAGCUUAGGGUGUCUAGGGUUUGCAUGGUGUGGGUGGUGGAUUGUCAGGGCGAUUUAUUUGAGGCGGGAGAAGAGGAAGGAUAGGAAGCUUGCGGGGGAUUAUAGGAUGCCGGAGGGCCAGAUGUAUACGGAUCGAGAGCCGGACUUUAGGUAUCAGCUUUAGAGCGAACGCUCGUGCCGUGGACGACGAGACUAGUGAUGGAGCUAUGACAUUGUUUUACUAG